This is a messenger RNA of Trypanosoma brucei brucei TREU927, 4056 nucleotides long. RefSeq lists its product as hypothetical. Gene Ontology annotation, molecular function: protein binding. The coding region runs from base 1 to 4056 and encodes 1351 amino acids. The transcript has a single exon. The record is from RefSeq and is a predicted model, not a curated record. Gene Ontology annotation, biological process: protein localization to cilium; intraciliary retrograde transport. NCBI's taxonomy places the organism in Eukaryota, Euglenozoa, Kinetoplastea, Trypanosomatida, Trypanosomatidae. Gene Ontology annotation, cellular component: intraciliary transport particle A.
AUGAUGUUUUACGCGCGGGAGAAGCUGUGGCGCCAUGCGGAGCUCGUUUGCACCGACACAAUUAAAUCAACGGACAGCUGGUUGUUUCGUGUGUGGCGUGCAUUGUGCUACGACAAGCAGGGUCAGCCUAACGAGGCGUUGAGAGAGUACAAAUCAGCGCAGCAACACCGCGAAACGGUUAUACCCGCAUUGAUGGGUAUUGUGCUUAUCUACCGCAGAAGUAAGGAUACAGAGGGACUCGCUUCGGCGGAGCGGGCUCUGGCAGCUUAUGCUGAUGGAGAUACAGCAGCAAACAGUAUAGAUGGCUGGGUGCAGGCAGCAGCGCUGAUGUGGUUGUCCGGUGACGCAGCUGGUGCCCGGGACAUAUUACUCCGCUAUGAGGAUGUUCAGGAGACGCAUCGUGAUGAAUGCACAAAUCUUGCAACGAUACGUGCGUGGGUGGACCUCAGCAUUGGUCGUGGGGCCUUCCUCGAGAAAUGCGGGUCUCUUUUCCAGAAAGUGAUGAAUAUGGAGAGUCAAAAUGGGGAACCAAUGGACAUUGACUCUACCAUGGGCCGUGUCGCUUUCUUUGAGCGCAAGUACCAGUUUUUUCCUGCCCAGCAGUUACUCAAUAAACUCAUUGUCAGCCAUCCGAGUUUCACUCCUGCCCUUAUUGUGAAGGCUCGGCACCUCAUGAAGGCAGAGGACUGGGAGCAGUGCACCGAAACGACGAAGCGCAUUCUUGGGAAAGAUAAAACUAAUCUGGAGGCACUUGCUUUGAACACCCUGUUUUUACUGGUGAAGGAUGCCCGAUAUGAGGCCGCUGCUGCUCAGUUACCGUCCUUAUUCGAGGCGUUACAGGAAAAGGAACCAAAAAAUGCGGCCCUCUUUUUUGAGUAUGCACAGUGCUUCUCGCGCCUUAGUGGGUCAUAUCCGCCUCUUUUGGGUGUUACGAUGCAGUUUGCGGAGGCUGCCCACCGCAUGGCUCCACAGAGAGGUGAGUAUUUGACUGAAGUUGGCUUCCAACAACUCCUCCGCGGUGAGUACAAAACAGCCCUCGCAACCUUCAAGAAGGCCUCCGCCUCUGCAGACAGUAGCGUCCUUCCACUGCUCGGUUUAAUUCGCUGCCUCAUUUUCACAGGAAACCUUGAUGACGCAGCGAAACAGAUAGAGUUUCCGAACGAGAUUCAGGCAUCGAACCAACGAAAUCCAGAGCUCAGUGCCCUCAACGCCAUUCUUCAGUGGCGGCGGCACAGAAAUGAGUCAAAAGCGCUACACUUUCUUGACCAAACGGCCGAGGCAAUAAGGCAAGAAGUGGGAUCGGGAUCAUCGGGGUUGGAGUUGUACAUUAAACUCAACCCACCACUGAUGCUUGAAGUGGCAAAAGAGUACAUGCAUCACUGCCGCACGGAGCCCCCAGAUCCAACUGUUAGUAAGGCGGAUCCCAUCGCUGAGAAGUGUAAGCGUCAUCUUGAAUUGUUACUUCGUCACGUUCCCGGCUGUUUGGAGGGACAACUUCUUCUGUCAAAAGUAUAUUUUGUCUCUGGGAACCUGAACAAGGCACAGGCAAUGAUCACCACAAAUAUUCGCCAUGAGCACGCUAUUCCCGAUGCAUUUCUCCUUUCAGCGCAGAUUUGCCAAUACGUUGGGAAUGUGAGCCUUGCUUCACAAGCCCUGGAGCAAGCACUGACGUUGGAUUUCGAGGUGAAGGAUCAACCUCUGUACAAUUUGUUGUACGGUUCCGUACUUGGGAUGAUGAACAAGCACAAGGAAGCACUCGAGGCACUGCAAGAAGCACUAAAGGUCGUUAAGGAUAAGUCGCACGUCACCGCCAAGGGACGGCUCGUACAACCUCUUAGCGUGCAGGACCAUGUGAGUUUAUAUCUGUUAAUUGCACAAACUCACCUCAAACUUCAUGAUGCUGAAGAGGCCCGUGCAACUGUAGCCGAGGCAACGGCACUGUUCAAGGACACGGCACAGGCAGGGCGGGUGGCUAUUGCAAGCGCAAUGAUAGCUGCUCGCACUGAUGUGGACAGAGCCCUUGAAAUACUGAGACAAGUGCCACCACGUAGUGAUUUUUUCAUUGCUGCUAAGACAAGGAUGGCGAACAUAUAUCUUAUUCACCGGCAAAACCGCCAAAUGUACGCGGAGUGUUUUGAACAGCUCGUAGAGGAAGUGGCGACGGCACAGAGUUACAUAGCCUUGGGCGAAGCAUACACGAACAUACAGGAACCGGAGAAGUCCAUCUCUGCGUAUGAGAAGGCCAAAGCGAUUGAUCCCGAUAACAGUGACCUUGCGGUACUCAUUGGUCGUGCACUUGUGUCAACACAUGACUAUCAGCGAGCAAUUCGCUACUACCGCGAUGCGGUGGCAUCAGACAAGUCGAAGUUUGCUGUGCGUGCUGAUCUUGCGACGCUCUUCUGGCACCUUGGGGCUGUGGAUCAUGCCAUUGCGGUGCUGAAAGAGGCACCAGCGUAUCAAAGCGAGCCCGACGUAGGGGAGGGUGUCGACCGCGCCAUCGAGCGCGUGAACUGUGCGCUACUAAUGUGCAAAAUCAAUCGCAACACACAGAACGCUGACCUGGCAGCCGAAGCCUUACUUCAGGCGCGAGGCUUUCAAGAGCAUGUUCUCCGCAAUAUGAUGCGCAACGAGACGCGAGAAACCAUAUAUCAGCAGAAAGUUGUGGCGGCAACAAUAAGUCUCGAGCUCGGGCGCUACUAUGCUUCUGUGGGUGAGGUAGAGCGUGCGAAGGAGUGUUAUCAGGAAUCACGCAUGUACGACGAAUCAAGUGAGGCACCAAUAUUAGCAAGUGCCCGUUUGCUCCUGCAGUGUGGCGAUGAAAAUGCCUGUGAAGAGCAAUGCAACGCUGUUCUGCGCAUCAACCCCGCUUGCGAAGAAGCUGUAGUGAUCCUCGCCGACCUCAUGGUGCGUCGGAAUUGUUUUGAUGACGCAGCAAACCACUUUAGUCAACUCCUCGAGAAAACUCCGAAUAAUUACGAGGCACUUGUUCAGUAUGUUCAACUGUUGCGCCAUGCAGGUCGUCUUAGUGACGCGAAGAUUGUACUUGAGCGUGCGGAAAGUAUGCUUGAUGUUGGUCAGCGCCCUGACGCUGCGUUGAGUUUCGCGCGUGGGCUUUAUCAUCGCUAUUGCCAGGAGAGUACGGAAGCCCUUCGGGCUUUCAACGCUGCGCGACUUCGCUCAGAUGAUACCCAGUGGAGCGAGAAGGCGUUAGUGAACAUGAUUGAGAUGUAUCUUGUUCCCACAAAUGAAGAACUCUGGGUCGACACCCAAAUGGGUGACGAAGACAGGAAUGAGAACGUGAAAGUUGCUGAGCGACUGCUGAUGCAGAUGGCGCCUGGAGAGACGCGAGAUAUACUUCAGGGUUACUGCUGGGUUGCAAGCAAAAAACGUCAGUUGGUAGAACGCGCAAUUAAGGAGUUCACACGCAUUUGCACCGCCGCUGAGAGGAAUGCCGGACAGAGUGAAAAGGCAAAUAACAAGGAGCCCCAGAAAGAAGCUGAUAACGCUGCUGACGAUGAAGACAGCAAGUUAUUGAGCGAUGUCAAUGAGCCCCCGGCGUAUACUGGACGCAUGAAUGUUCAUGCGCGUGUUGGUCUAGCAAUUGCAUACUUCAUAUCUGGUCUCGAGAAGAAGGCCACAGCCGAACUUAAACCUAUAGUUCUUCUACCGUUUGAUCCCACCACCAGUGACUCUGUGCAUCGCGCCCGGCUCCUUAGUGCACACAUGUCUGUGCAGAAGAAAGAUGUGAAGAUGGCUAAAAUGAUGCUGCAGAAGGCCCUCGAAUUAAACAAGAGCUGUCCCCGUGUCUGCCUACUUCUGGGUGCCUGCCAUGAAUUAGAGGAAAACCAUUCUGAGGCCGCCAACUGCUAUAAGGAUGCGUGGUUGCUCACAAAGGAGCGUGACCCAUCCGUUGGCUACAAGUUGGCCUUCCACUUAAUGAAGUCGGGGAAGCUGCUUCAGGCAAUUGAAGUAUGCCGUAAGGUACUAGAGGCGCACCCAAGUUAUCCAAAGAUAUCUGAUGUCGUUGAUGUGUGCCACAGUUUGCUGCGACCCUAA